Molecule: messenger RNA, 1313 nt
Organism: Aspergillus alliaceus
Lineage: Eukaryota; Fungi; Ascomycota; Eurotiomycetes; Eurotiales; Aspergillaceae
Exons: 3
Coding region: 132-1295 (387 amino acids)
Biological process (GO): mitotic sister chromatid segregation
Cellular component (GO): chromosome, centromeric region; spindle midzone; chromosome passenger complex
Source: RefSeq, a predicted model, not a curated record
ACCUCACGCACGCCAUCCCUUCGCUUUCCCGACAAUUCCACCCAACCCAAAAUAUUACAUUUAUUCACCAUAAUUAAAGAAUUUCUCUUCCGACCCGUCAAACUCGUCAUUGAACCAGCAAUUUCCCCAUAAUGGCUUCUCUCACCUCCAAGCGGAAGUCUCACGAUGACGACGCGUACUCCGUCGACGAAGCUAGAACACCUACAGGCAGUCCUCCGAAAAAGAGGCUCAGGAUAACCCGAAGCCAAAAACAAGCGCUUAUUGAUAACUUACAGCUAGAGGUCACCGAGCGGGCUCGUAAACUUCGCGCGCAAUAUGCGCUCCAAGCAAAUGAUCUCCGGGCCCGGAUUGAAAGACGCAUUAACCGGAUUCCCAUCGCCCUCCGAAAGGCGAACAUGGGCGAACUGUUGGAAAAGCACAAUGCCGCCCUCCGGGCGCAACACGAGAGCACCUCCCCGAGGAAAUUCAUAAGCCCGAUUAAAGGGACACGCAAUUUUGCAGCUAUUUCUGUUAAUCCUGCCAUGCAGAAGGCCUCUGCUGCAAGUCCGAGUCCGCGCAGGACAAAGAGACAAAGUCACGACGGUCUCUACUCCGAUAAAGAAAAUGCCCCUGCGGCAGGAGAACAGCUUGAUGUGCUCAAGAACCCGAAGAGACGCGCCAAGCCCGGCGCUGCUGCCGGAACCUCACGGGUGGUCUCCCAAGAAGUUAGAGGGGCAGACUUUAGAAUUCUUUCUCCGAAAUCAUCGAACUCUCGGACUUAUCCCCAGUCACCACUUCGAGCAUCUCCAGAGAAGCCACAGAACUCAUCUUACCUCUCGCGGCAUAUGCCAUCGCUGAAGCCUUCUAGUCCGCUUAAGGCCGCUCCAACCAGCUUGGCUGGGUCCCUGGAAAGUGCGCGUCUUCGUUCUACAAAAGGCACGCCAACCACAGCAACAGUGAGCAGACCGGCUUCGCAAGCUUCCAAGAGACCAGCAAGCAGGGCUACUACAGUAUCCAAGACGACGACACGCUCACCCUUACCACGACCUGCUACCCGCCAGCUUGAACGCAGAGGCAGCGUCUCGUCUUCCACUUCAUCCGGCACAACCGUCACUAAGCCGACGAGGACGGGUGCCAACGCGAGGAAGGUGACAGCCGCAUCAACUGCAAGUUCCACAGCUAGGAAGACCGUCGCGAAGAGCCAAACAUCCACGACUGCCAAACGCAGCACCGCGUCGGCUACCAGGAAGACUACCGCCCCCGUAGGAGGUGAAGCUACAACAACGGGACGAAGGGUCCUGCGCAAACGCGCUUAAAGCUCUAUAUUCUUCCUG